CAUUUUGCGUUUGCGAGAGGAUAGUUAUGAGUUUGUGGAACAAUGGCCAUUGCAGGCUGAGAUGGUGUAUGCUCCAUAUUGCUCAUGGUAGUUUGCAUUUGCAGUCCCGUGUUUUCGUGUCCUUGCGCGUUGUCUCGAUUCUGGCGAGGUGAUGAUGAUGACGACGACGACGACAGCGUUCGACAACAACCAUCAUGGGGCAAACCGCAAGCAAAGAACAGUUGAUUGAUCUGCUCAGCGACGAGCUGCGCUUAGGCGUUGGUUGUGUCGGGGAAUGCAACGAGAAGGAGAACACCGUGCUGUGCCUGGUUGAGCAGCGUUGGCUGGCCGGUGUUUCUUCACUGGGCCUGGUCUCCACACCGGUGUACGACGGCGACCAGACAUCAACGCCAUGGCUACAAGCGGCCGUGCACGAGCAUGAAGCGCUCAUCACUGGUUGGCAACGCGUGGCCAUCAGAGUCAUCGUCAAGCCAAACAGUGGAGAAGCCGGCCAUGAUGUUGGACGAGCACCAGUGGCGGCGGCUAGAGUCCUGGUGCCGCCGUGCAAUCCGCAGCUCACCAGCAGUGUGGUGGUGAUGUCGGAGAGCGGCGGUGGUGGUGGUGGUGGUGGUGGUGGUGGUGGCGGCGGUGGUGGUGGUGGUGGUGGUACGGAGCAGGCGCACUACGCCGAGGGCCUAAGCUGGCUGGCGGCGCACGUGCAGCACUGCCAGGCGGCCAUCACCACCGGUCUGAUGGCCACCAACGGCGAAGUCAUGACGCAGCCGUCACCCCUGGCUACCACCGUGACGACGUCGUUUGUGCAGCAAGUACUCGACCAGCUCUACGGCGGUGUUAAGCUGCAUAAUCUGGAGCACGGCCACUUGCCCAGGUUCACGCCGGCGCACACAGAAGCCUACGCAUGUCACCCGGGUCUCUUGCCCGUGCUCGGUGCGCUGGAGUCGAAGACGGCGUUCUACGUUCUGCAUGCUUCGCCGCCGGCCUCGCUGCGCCAGGCCGUGGCGUACAGUCCGGCGUUUCUGACCGCGUCGACGUCGCGCCCCAUGUUCAUCCUCUACCAGCUGCUGCAGGUCAUGGCCGAGUGUCACAUGGCUGGUGUAACGCACGGCAGCCUGGACGCGGAGAGCGUGCUCGUCGACUCCGACCUGUGGGUGCAGCUCUACCUCUUACGCUUCGGCAUGCGUUUCCACCGCUCCACUGCAUCGUCCUCCUCUGCCGUCAUCAUGCCCGGUGCCGAUGCUGCAACACCGAUAGCUCAACCCCACCGCCGGGAUGAUGUUGGGUCUCCGUUGGCGAGUCGGAUUCUCGGGUCGCCUACAUCGUCGUCGUCCGCUUGCCUUUCUCAGCUGCUGCAGGAAUGGGUCGACGGGCACCUGAGCAACUUUGACUACUUGAUGGCGCUGAACAAGUUCGCUGGUCGUUGCAAAGGCAAUCCCAAUCAGCAUCCGGUUCUGCCGUGGGUGGUGGAUUUCACCGAACAGGACGGCGGCUGGAGAGAUCUGAAACAGUCCAAGUUCCGAUUGAACAAGGGCGACGACCAGCUGGAUUUCACGUUCAAGGCGCAGCUGCCCCCGCUGGGUAGCAGCAUGUCAGCGGCGUCGGUGUCAUCACUACCACCGCACCACGUAUCCGAUAUCCUCUCUGACAUUACCUACUACGUAUACCUGGCACGGCGCAUGCCACGCUCUCUGCUCUGCCGCUACGUUCGCUCCAAGUGGGUGCCGCACGAGUACCCUACCAGCAUGCACCGCAUGAUGCUCUGGACGCCCGACGAGUGCAUACCAGAGCUGUACACCGACGCGUCCGUCUUUCGCAGCAUCCACGACGACCUGCCCGACCUGGACUUGCCGGCGUGGACGCCGAGCGCCGACGAGUUUGUCGAGUGGCACCGCGGCAUGCUGGAGUCCGACCGGGUAUCGCAGUACCUGCACCACUGGAUCGACCUGACGUUUGGCUAUCAGCUGUCGGGCCGGCACGCCGAGAAGAGCAAGAACGUGUGCCUGCAGCUGGUGCAGACGCACGACAAGCCGAUGAACCACGGCGUGACACAGCUGUUCCGACGCCCGCACCCACAACGGCGAAUGGCCACCGUGGCGUCGACCGACAGCGUGCCGGAUGCCUCGGUCUUGUUCACUGACGACAGUGGUGCAGUGCCGGGCACACCGAUCCCCGGUACGAAAUAUGCCAUACACUCGUCAUCCACAAUGCAGUUAAUGGACUCGCCUUCUAAGAGUCGCUCACCGUGGGGCGUCAUAUCCGCACUAUCGCAUUCGCCACCGGAAGCAGACUUGACCGGCGCAGGCAUGGCAGCAUCUGGCACUCGUCAAGAGCUCGACUCUGUUCAGCGGGCUUCCUCGUCGACGUCAAUACUCACAAUGCCGCGGCUCGAUUUCAACGCCGCGGUUGCGGCCGGUGGAGCGGCUUCUGAGGUGGAGGCGGUCGGUGUGUCGGCCAUCGAGUCUACCGGGCCGUGGCCGUCUUCGGUUGUGAACGAUGCCGCGGCCACUUCUGCCGGUGCAUCCUUCUCUGCCGUGUCUUCUUCGGUGAGCAGCGCGGUGAUGGUAGAUAUGAGCGAUUGCGAUGGCAGCAAGGAGGACUCUGUCCAGUUUGAGGUGGAGUACCCGUCAACGCAGGUCUUUGAGCUGAAGUCGCGCAGCAAGCCGCCGCCACCCAAGAAAGACGACAAACAGGUAGCAGCGGCACCAGCGGCAGUAACAUCGGUGCCGGCAGGAGCCAUGGCGAAGGCUGAUGUGGGGGACAGUGCACUGCAGCCACCGGGUGCUGUUGGUGUGGCGGCAGCGGUUAAGGACAUGGCAGCAGACCCUACCUCUCUAGCCACUGCACAACCAAUGAUCAGCGAGGAUCUGCAGAAAAGCAGUCGACCGGAAAAGCCCGCUUUCUUUGCCCAGUCAACGUCGAUUCCGGCCGCCGCCAGCAGGCCGCUUGGUCUGUUUGCAGCGAAACCUACGAAGGAAGGCGGACAGCCUGAGUGUCUCACCAAGCCCAUCGUCCUACCGGAGUCGUUCCAGCCACUCGAGAUGCUGGAGUCCGUGGACAGCCUGCACGUGUUUCUGACGGAAUGCCAGACGCCUGGCGGUGGUGACCAGGCACACUCGAAUGCAGCGCUGGACAAACAGGAGAACAAGCGGCGACGAUGGCCGCUUACUUCCAGUACAGAAGCGGAGGUACCGUUACCUGUUGUCGCUGAGCCGUCCUCGUUUGUGGAGAGAGCACGUCAUGACAUGCAGAGUCUGGCGUGCGUAGCCGUGCAAAUGCUGAUCCCUGGCAUGCGUGCCAUGCUACUGGGCGAGGCCAGCCUGGAGAGGAAGAUUGAAAUCAUCCGACGUGCUGCUGACGGACGCCUGUCCACUUUGCCCAGUUGCAUUCGUCACGCGGUGACGGCGUUGCUGGGACUGAGGCAGGUGGACGUGGCCUACGUGCCCGACUUGCACCACGGCACAGUGCUGGCUCACGCGCCCGGCCCGCAGCUCUCGCCGCUCUUCUCGUUCUUCCAGUUCCCGGCGUACUUCCACCGCCUGUACGCCUUCCUGCGCCUGCUGAAGCAGUGGAAAGCGCAGCCGGGUGGUUGUCACUCGCCCAGCGGCGGCAUGGCCAGUCCGGUGCUGUCCGCUACUGACAAUCUCAUGAUGACCAUGCAGGUAGGAUGGUCACCGAGCAGCGUGGACGAUGAGGGUGCCGAUGAUGCCGCCGCGAGUGCGAGCGGCCGACACGCGUCGCCGCGCUCGCAGCUGAUCAACAUGGUAUCGCAGCACCUGCCUCAGCUGCUGCCCAUUCUGGAUGCGGAGGCGUUCACCACGCUGCUCCUGCCACACCUCAUGCCACUCUUCUCCGGCGCUCAUCACUCGGCCAAGGUGGCCGCCGAGGCCAUGUUCCGCCUGUUCGACAUUCUGGCACGGCGACUUGGCCCCGCGCAGACCUCGCGCUUCUUCCUCAAGCCGCUCUUCAGCCUGUUUGAGCUGAUGCUGCACCCGCAGGCCGCCGAUGUGGAGCGCAGUCUUGCUCUCCUGCUCAACACGAGCUUUCUCAACCAGGUCGUGAAUCGCUUUGGUCUUAUGCCGUUCCUGGACCACUUUGUUCCAAUCUUGAUCAACAUCGUCACUGUACCGUUGGUCAAGAAGCCCGAGACAGCGGACGCGGGAGGAACCGACGUCGACACGAGGAACACGAGCUCGGACGAGCAGUCACCUGCUUCCGAUCUGCCCGUGGUGGUCAAGUCGCCGUUUGUACAGCUCUGUGCGGAUGCCCUUCUCUGGCUCUCGCAGUUACUGGGUCCAAUGCUGGCCACAAAUCAUGUAUGCCACGCGCUAAUGAGCCAACUCUACCAAUGCUUCCCGCUCACUGCCGACGUGGCAACGUCCGGUCGCUAUAGCAACCGCUAUGCCCUGUCGGCCGUGCAGUGUCUGGUGAACAUUGUCAUUCUGUUUGGCGAGCCGUUGCUGCUGGAUGAUUAUAUCAAACGACUGCUCGACAUGGUGCGUUAUAGCACCGGUGGUGUGUUGACAAUCAAGGAGCAGCAGCGUAUCGCCGCCGCUCUCUCCUUCUUCAGAACUCUCCUGCCGCUCAUGUCCCAGCACGUGCUGCUCAACUGCUUUGAAAAAUUCCACCAGUCUCUGUUCUACCCGACCAUCAAGCUCCUCUCGUCCACCGUGCACUGCUUUCCCGGCGGCGUGGUGGCGCGCUCCGCCAUCUGCCGUCUCCUCGUCGAUACGCUGCUCGUGCUCGGCCAUCGGCUCGGCCGCGACGAGGCACAGCACCUGCUGGAGUUCCCCCUGCAGCAGCUGUUCGCUUGCUUCGAUCCGUUCGGGCCGCGCGCCUCGAAGGAAGCUGCCGAGGAGGCAUCGCGCUCCGACAGCCCUGCGGCCGUGGGAGAGGAGGAAGUCCGUUUGCUAUUUGUUCCGGCGCUGGCCCACUCGGCGUACGUACCGUUCUGUCAGCUGAUUGGUCAGAUUCGAAUGCGCGAGCUUAUCAUUAACCAUGAGCUUAUUGAGCAGCUGGCGUACGACUGUGAUACGCAGUCUGAGGCUAAGGUCAAGCUGAACGAGGAGUAUCAGACGACGUGGCGAAUGCUGACGUCAAUGUCGGAGAGAGCACCGGUGGUCAGCUCGUCGUUCAGCGUACUGGCGGUGGGGGAGACACUCAGUGAUGUGGAGGAGCUGGACACGGAGCCGUUUGACGAUGCCGUGUCGUUGCCGGGGGCGACGGCCAUACCUAGAGUAGACCAGCUAAACCAGCCGUGGACAAUGAGCAUCGACAACGACACAGCGUUGGUCGGCGACAUGAAGGACUUGGUGCGUGAGCUACACACGGCUGACUCUACACUCAGCAGUACUUCAGGUGCUGCUGCUAGCACUGUGACUAGUGCUGCUUCAGCUGGCAGUCAGGCUGGCAAUCAGCUCGGUCGCCCGUCCAAUAUGGACAUGCUGGAUGCGACGGGCAAUGUGGUGGCCGAACACCGAGGCGCUCCUGCUCCGUUCACGCCUGGCGGUAACCUGGAUGCAUCGUCACCAUUCUUCCGUGGAGUGUCAGCAGUUGAUGGACAUCGUCAUUUAGCAGGGACCUGGCUUGACCAGUGGCAUUCAUCAUUAGCAGGUCGAUUGGGUUCGUUCAACUUUCAACAGAGAAAGCUGCAGACAUUUGGUGGGCAUUCUGGUACCGUGCGAUGCCUGCAUGUUCAUCCGCAAGAGCAUCUGCUGCUGAGCGGUGGCCGCGACAAGACCGUGCGCCUGUGGAGCCUGGCGAACAACGGCGACGGGAGCAGCUGCAUGUCGUCGCGACAUGACUAUCGCAAGCACCAGAAGCCGGUCAGCUUUGUUCACCUGGUGGAGCGCACCGGUGCUGUGGCCUCUUUCGACGGAUCGCUGCAUCUCUGGGACCCGGAGUCUGGCCAGCGGUUGAAGCAGAUGGAGUUCAGCCGUGGCGUUGUAGCCCUUGCCGCACUACCUCCACCGUAUCCGCAGCUUGUGGCCGCAUCCUCUGACGGAGUGCUGAAGUUUGUUGAUGUGCGGAUAGGGCGCAUGCAGCAUGAGUUUCGACUGCGCAGUCAACCAGCUCACGUGCGGUGUAUCUGUGCCGAUACUGGUGGGCACACGAUAGCUGUGGGUUACUCUACUGGCAAUAUUGCCCUGUUGGAGCAACGCACUGGUACUCUCUCAACAUUCUGGCGUGGUCACGAUAGUGAUGUGCUUCAGAUACGUUCACCGGCCGAGCAUCAUUUCAUGACGUCAUCGUCCGAUCAGACGAUCUCACUAUGGCAUGACAGCACUCGCGGUGAUCGUCUUGCUAACUUCCGAGGUCACACCGAGACCGUUCAUUGCCUGGCAUUUCUCAACGAGAACAUCGUGUCAGUGUCCACGAGUAACAAGCUCGGCAUCCACUCCUCCAUGGAUGACCAGGCUGGGUUCCAAAGCUGGAAGAUCAAGAACGAAAUCUUCAGAGGUGGAAUCAGCUCUAUCGGUGUCUUACCAUCGAAUCGUCUUUUACUGUUGGCGGGUGAUUCCGGUCAGAUUGCGUUGGUUUCGUAGAUCGGCUGCUCCAGUUGUUGCUAUCACUGCAGCAGUUAUAGUCGUCUGUUGUAGAGUCAUGAUUGUUAUUUCCACCGCACCUAGCCACACCAAAAGUCCUUGGCUACACAUCAGAAAGAAAAAAAUACCUCUCCAAACCUCUCCGACUUUCUCCGGAUCUUUCCAAACUUUCGCUUUCGCGAUUUUGUCCCAGAGUCGCCUGCUCUUUGUGAACUGUGACAUUCCGUUCACCGUCCAUGUUUUAAUCUUGCAGUGAGCGUCCCUCCGUUCCUGCCUUGUCCAUCUGCCGUCCCGUCCAUCCAGUAUUUCUUUACAUAUUCCAGUUCACGCUGCAUCUGUGCUUGAUAUUAUGGCGCUGUUUGCUUGGCCUUGCGGGCCAUUAAUUGCUUUCACGAACACAUUGUAUACGAAGUUGUAUGUGUGUGGAUUUUAUGGAGCUUUUCUGCAUCACACACUGGACGAUGAUCCUCUUCUUUGAGCCUUUAAAACUUGACUGCUGGCCAGUCAUGACAUGUACACAGUUCAAACUCUUUUGUGAACUGUUUAUCGAUUUUUUUUAUCGUGCGCCCGCGUCACGCCGUGUUUUAAUUUUAUGAGUGUGUGUGUGCGUGCGUGUGUGUGUGUGCGUGUGUGCUUUUCAUCAGAUUGUCUAUAUUAUGGUUGGUUACCACUACGACUGCCUGUCAAUUGCUUCCGCUAUUUACUUUGGCUUGGCGUCCGCUUGACGGCUCUCAAGUAUACAGUAGGCGU
Messenger RNA from Sycon ciliatum, 7289 nucleotides. RefSeq names its product WD repeat-containing protein 81-like. NCBI's taxonomy places the organism in Eukaryota, Metazoa, Porifera, Calcarea, Leucosolenida, Sycettidae. Bases 195 to 6539 code for a protein of 2114 amino acids. Gene Ontology annotation, molecular function: protein binding. The record is from RefSeq and is a predicted model, not a curated record. The transcript has 20 exons.